Messenger RNA from Mycena indigotica, 1707 nucleotides. Its product is annotated as Signal recognition particle 54 kDa protein. Gene Ontology annotation, biological process: SRP-dependent cotranslational protein targeting to membrane; SRP-dependent cotranslational protein targeting to membrane, translocation. Gene Ontology annotation, molecular function: GTPase activity; 7S RNA binding; ATP hydrolysis activity. Bases 1 to 1707 code for a protein of 568 amino acids. The record is from RefSeq and is a predicted model, not a curated record. NCBI's taxonomy places the organism in Eukaryota, Fungi, Basidiomycota, Agaricomycetes, Agaricales, Mycenaceae. Gene Ontology annotation, cellular component: signal recognition particle, endoplasmic reticulum targeting; cytosol. The transcript has 9 exons.
AUGGUCCUCGCCGACUUGGGCCGGAAACUCAAUGCUGCUCUUUCCUCGUUAAAUCGCGCCCCAGUCGUUGACGAGAAGGUUCUAGAUGCAACACUGAAAGAAAUCACUUCUGCGUUGCUCGAAUCCGAUGUCAAUGUAAAGCUUGUCGCCUCACUCCGGCAAAAGGUGAAAGUCAAGGUGAAAAGCGCGCUCGAAGCAAACGCAGGCGACAAGGCGAAGGAGGCCAACCGCAAAAACCUGAUUCAGAAAGCCGUGUUCGAUGAGCUCGUCAGUUUGGUGGAUCCUGGAGUAGAGCCUUAUAAGCCCAAGAAAGGUCAACCAAAUGUCUUGAUGGCUGUCGGGUUGCAGGGCAAUGGAAAAACGACGACAUGCACCAAGCUCGCGGUACACUACCAGAAGCGUGGUUUCAAAUCCGCCAUAGUUUGCGCCGACACUUUCCGCGCUGGCGCUUUCGACCAAACCCGACAAUCAGCGACCAAAGCCAAAGUUGCUUACUUCGGUUCAUACACCGAGACUGACCCGGUUACCAUUGCGGCUCAAGGUGUCGCGAAAUUCAAGAAGGAGCGCUUUGAAGUCAUCAUCGUCGAUACUUCAGGACGGCACAAACAAGAAUCAGAACUAUUCCAGGAAAUGGUGCAGAUCGGCGAGGCAGUCCAGCCAAAUAUGACGGUCCUCAUUUUGGAUGCCAGUAUUGGUCAGGCCGCGGAAGCACAAAGUCGGGCUUUCAAAGAAAGCGCUGACUUUGGAGCCAUAAUCGUCACGAAGAUGGACGGCCAUGCUAAAGGUGGAGGCGCCAUUUCCGCUGUUGCAGCGACAAGAACACCCAUCAUUUUCCUCGGUGUUGGAGAGCAUCUCCACGACCUCGACCGUUUCUCUCCCCAACCUUUCAUCUCAAAGCUCCUAGGUCUUGGAGACAUGCAGGGACUGAUGGAGCAUAUGCAAGAUUUAGCUUCACAAAAUCCCGAUAAGCAGCAAGAGAUGGCCAAAAAGCUUGAAGAGGGCAAAUUGAGCAUCCGCGACUGGAGAGAGCAACUACAGAAUAUCAUGAACAUGGGACCAAUCAGCAAAAUUGCUUCGAUGAUUCCAGGACUGCCUCAAGAAAUGCUACAAGGCUCUGACGAGGAGGGCUCGAUGAGAAUGAAGCGCAUGAUUUACAUCACGGAUAGCAUGACCGCCACGGAACUCGAUUCGGACGGCUCGCCUUUCAUGGAGAUGUCCAAGGACGGCAAACCGACGGGUGUCACGUGGCGGGUAACACGCGUUGCUCGGGGCAGCGGCACGCAUGUGCGGGAAGUCGAGGAGCUGCUGUGCCAGUAUCGCAUGAUGGCCAAUAUGGCAAAGCAGGCGGGUGGGAAGAACGGAUGGCUUUCAACAAUGCAAAAAAUGCAAGCUGCCGCUGGAGGGAAAGGUCGGGGUGUCAAUGGGAUGCCAACGCCUGCCCAGAUCCAAGCGAUGCAGCGUGCGUUGCCCCCUGGUAUGCUUCAACAAAUGCAAAGGCAAAUGAGGAGCGGUGGUGGCGUGCAAGAGAUGAUGAAAGCCAUGAUGCAGGGCCAAGGUGGAGACCAGUUCGAUAUGGAGGAGAUGCAACGCAUGAUGGCCUCCAUGGGCAAUGGACUCGGAGGCCUAGGAGGACUGGGUGGACUCGGGGGACUUGGUGGAAUGCCAGGAAUGGCGGAGCUGUCUAAAAUGAUGGGGAUGGGUGGAUAG